This is a messenger RNA of Xenia sp. Carnegie-2017, 2011 nucleotides long. RefSeq lists its product as uncharacterized. The transcript is spliced from 9 exons. Lineage: Eukaryota; Metazoa; Cnidaria; Anthozoa; Malacalcyonacea; Xeniidae. Bases 46 to 1794 code for a protein of 582 amino acids. Gene Ontology annotation, biological process: positive regulation of cell-substrate adhesion; extracellular matrix organization. The record is from RefSeq and is a predicted model, not a curated record.
AAUGUUAUUCAUACAAGUGGUUAUGUAACUCUGAAUGUUUAACAGAUGUGUAAAUUAAUAUCGUUUUUUCCCCUCAUCUCCGCUUGCAUGUCCAUUUUAACAUUGUCCUUUUUUUUGCAGACAAAAUUUCGUGUUAAGAUGAACUUCCGCUCCUCAAAGUCGUCAUCUUUGCAAUUAUUACACGCACACACGUAUGAUGUUGCCAAAGACUUUGAAGAAUGGAGUCGUUCUGUUGGAGCUCCUGCGCCUGCACCAACACUUGAGAAAUGUAAAAAAGAUAUGGUUAUCCUCCUUGAUACUUCGUACUCCAUUGGUAAACACAGAUUCAACAAAAACGUCAAAAAAUUUCUCAAAAAUUUGGUUUCCAGUCCAAAGCUCAAUGUUGGUCGUGAUGGAACUCAAAUUGCUAUCGUUAUAUUCAGUAAUAAACGUAACACAAGAGUUGUUCUACCUUUCUCUGGUCGUACAAAAGCAGAAUACAAAAAAUUUAUAGACAAAAAAUUGUCAUGGAGGGCUGUUUCUGGUGGUAGAACGAUGACUGGAACUGGUGCAGGCAUUGUUGACAAACAGAUCUUCAAAAAGAACAGUCCACUCAACAACAGACCAAACAUCGCUGACGUUGUCUUAUUGAUAACAGAUGGUGAACCACGUGGAAGGAAAGUAGGCGAUGAAUUAAAGGACGCUUACAAAUAUUCAAGCGCGAUAAAAGACAAAGAUAUUCUUAUUGUUGGUGUUGCUGUUGGUGAUCCAAGUAUCGUGAAAAAGUUUAAGCCAGUUAUCAAAAAGAUGUCAACUUCAGAGAAGACAACUUUUGACAGCAAAUUUGAUAGUUUGGACAAGAUACUGAGCCAAAUUGUUGAUGCUUCUUGUACUCCAUUUAAACCAGGUGACUGUAGCUGUUCCUCGAUUCAAUCAAAACCUAUGUACAUCAAGCCACCAGCAACAACGGUAACCGUGUCUUGGCCAUUACCAACAUUACAAUGUAGAAACAACAGAAUUCCAAAACAUACCACGACGGCAAUCAAACCAAAUAUCACCUCCCCACAUAGUUUUACUGCUGGUGAUUAUCCUAUCGAAUAUACUUACACAUUCAGAGGUGGAUUUGAUCUUAAAUGUUACGUUAAUAUAACUAUUAAAGCGUGUACCUGCCCCUCCCCAGUGAAUGUGAUUACUUACGCCUCCAGCAAUUUUGGAUCAACCGCUGUUCAGUAUAGGCAGCCUCGUCCUACCUGUAGCUCAACACUAAAAACAGCUCCCGCCAGGAAACAAUCAGGAUCGAAGUUUGUCAUUGGAAAGCAUUCUUUGGACUACUUGUAUUCAACCAUUGGAGGAUUUGAUCUUACAUGUCGUGUGAAUAUAGACGUCAGAGGAUGCUCAUGCCCAAAUAUACACAAGACCGUUAUUAUGCAACCUGAUUCACCAAAUGGUCGAGUGAAUGUCUCGUGGAGUGAACCGAAAUGUAAUUGCUCUAGUCAGGGUAUCGAUCGUCUUACUGUUAAACCAAACAUUAAGCCUGGGGCGAGUUUUGGAGUUGGUAAUCAUGUGAUUAGAUACUCGUAUGAUUUAAGCAAUGGUGUAAAUGUUCAGUGUUCUGUGAAUCUCACAGUACGAGUUGUGCCUUGUCAGGGUCUUGAUUACGAUCCUGCAACUCAUGUGUGUUGUUGUGGAAAGAUUCGAGCCAAGAAACCUCAUUAUAAAUGUUGUGGAAGAAAGCAGUAUAAUGUUGAAACACAUCAAUGUUGCUCAACUAAUUAUAAUAUUGUGGAAAUUUCUCAAACUUGUCCUGGUAGUUGAGAUGCAGUUCCGAUGAUAUUUUAUUGGAGAAAAUCAAGAUGUUGAAAUCGCCUCCUGUUUGGAUUAAAGUUAACAUGAAAUAUACUAUUCUUUAUACUUGUUGCAUUAAAAAUUCAUAAAAAAAUAUUUUUUGUGGUUUUAUUGUUUGCAGUUGAAAUGCGUUGUACCUUGUAGGAAAAACUAAAUGAAAUCAAAACGUGAAUAUUUUAAAACAAAA